UUUUUUUUAAUUAUCGAAGCGCGACAUUUUUCAGGUGUUUGAAUUCCACCCACCGUCCUCCGCCGGCCAUCUCUGCGAGCUAGGGUUCCGGUCAAGAGACCGAGCGCACUUGCCAGUUGUAAUGGUGGAGGUAUGGUGGACACUGCUCGGUGCAGCCGUUCCCGUUUUCGCUGCUGGUCAAGCUCUGAGAAUCAAGGCGAGACAUGCUGAGGAGCAACGGAUCAAAAGUGCUCGGGGAAGGGAGAAGAGCGCAGACGACAUCUUUGUCUGUGAGAGGGUUUGCACGUCGAAGAGGAUGCUGAAGAAAGUGGGGGGCUUCUCCAAGGAUCCAAUCCCAGACACAUGUGUCACGGUCUGUGGAGUUUCUGAGCUUGAUGCUUGCGCGGAUGCCUGUGCUCGGACUGUGUGCGUUAACCAACACCAGGUACCCAAUUGGAACGACGUUUGCCUUCGUAGAUGUCAGAGUGAAUGCCUCAAGUUAUCUGCUUCUCACUCUUCAUGACAUAUAUACAUGUUCUUGUUGUAUCUCCUUUAUCAGUUUGUGAGCAAUGUUGCACAAAAUGGUUGUUUUUGGAAACUUUGGAGUUAUGAUAUGUUGCUCAUUUGCACCA
Molecule: messenger RNA, 611 nt
Organism: Salvia hispanica
Lineage: Eukaryota; Viridiplantae; Streptophyta; Magnoliopsida; Lamiales; Lamiaceae
Product: thionin-like protein
Source: RefSeq, a predicted model, not a curated record